Molecule: messenger RNA, 1452 nt
Organism: Ruditapes philippinarum (Manila clam)
Lineage: Eukaryota; Metazoa; Mollusca; Bivalvia; Venerida; Veneridae
Exons: 2
Coding region: 1-1452 (483 amino acids)
Cellular component (GO): nucleus
Molecular function (GO): DNA binding
Source: RefSeq, a predicted model, not a curated record
AUGAAAGUUUUGAAACCAAGAGCACUUUCCAAUUACAUAGCACAGGCUUCUUCUAAGGAAGCAAUUUCUUCUUUCUUUGAUAACCUCCAGUCUGUAUUGAAGGACAAUAAUUUGAUGGACAGCCCUGAACUAAUUUAUAAUGUUGAUGAGAAGGGUGUCCAGACUGAACACAGUCCACCUUACAUUGUUUGUACGAGUAAAACAACUCCAGCAAUAACCUCUGCCCGCUCAUCCACCACUACUAUUUUAGCCUGUGGUAAUGCUAUUGGUUCUCAAAUUCCUCCCUACUUUAUUUUCAAGGGACAGAGAAUGAGGAGUGAGUUAAUGGAGGGGUCAUCACCAGGAGCACAAGGCACCGUUACAGACAGUGGCUGGUCGAAUACUGCCAUUUUUCUUGAGUAUCUGGAAACUCACUUUCUUAAAUAUGUACAGAGACCCAAUAGUGAAACACCUGUUCUACUCAUUUAUGAUGGUCAUAAGUCACAUAUAAAUCUUCAAGUUAUCAACUGGGCAAAAGAUCAUCAUGUUAUCCUCAUGGUAUUGCCAGCUCAUACAAGUCAUAUUCUACAACCUUUAGAUGUUGGAUGUUUUAGCCCUCUUCAAAGAAUAUACAAUUCUGAAUGUCAAAAAUUUUUGAGGAACAAUCCAGCAUCUAAAAUUACAAGGUACAAUAUUUGUUCCUUGGUGUGUCCAGCAUAUGCUUCAGCUCUGUCUGUUGUAAAUCUAAGGUCAUCAUUUAAACGCAGUGGUAUAUUUCCUUUUAACCCUGCUGUUAUUACAGACAGUCAACUGGCACCAUCUAAGGCCUAUUCAACACCACAGUCUGAAUCAUGCUCCUCAUCUGAUUUACCUCAGCCAGCGUGUUCUACUGAAAAUCAGAACCAAAUUUCAAAAGAACCACAUUCAUUCUUUAAAGCUGCAGAGACAGUAAUAGUAAAUAAACAAAGGUUUGAACAAAAGACAAAAAACGCUACUUUGAGUAAAAUUGUUUCUGGGAAAUCAAUUACAACUUCUGAAAUUGAAAAACAAAUUACUGAUCAUCAAAAUGAAAUGAGUUCAAAGUAUUCAAAAUCAAAAACUAAAAGGUAUGCAAGUGGCAAAGGUAAAACAAAUAAGGUACAUAAACGUCAAAAAGUGGUUGCUAGCUCUGACUCUGAAGAUUCCUCAGAUGUUUCAGAUGAUGAGAAAUGUUGUGUUUCCAAGCCUCAAACCCAGACACUCAAUGGCUGUCACGACACUUUAGGAAAGCUAAGGAGUUGGGACUCCUCAGCUGACAAGCUGAACAUGGCUUUCAGAUUGUCUUCCUGGUGUCUUUCCAGCAUGGAAAUCAAUGACAGUAGACAGCGCCACUGCAACAAAACUGUCACAGCAUUACCUUUUACCUUUGGGGUGAGAUCUUUGGGCAAGGGUACCCUAAGAACCUCACAGAACUCCUUUGCUGCUUUCCUGUGA